AUGCAUACAGAGGCUGAGGGAUUAGCUACUCAGAAUAAGGAGCAAGAGGUUGUUGAUGUUGUGAUAGAGCACAGGGCAGGGAAAGAGAUUGAUACCACAAUGGGGGCACAAACUCCUUCUCCAAGAAGUGGAUUAGUGGACAAGGAUGGUUUUACUCUAGUUGUCAACAGGAAGCAGAAGCAGAAGGUAUGGGUUGGCACUGGGUCUGGCAGCAAAGAGAUUCCAAACUAUAAUGCUAGAAGUUCAGGGAGUCAGCAUCGUGCUAGUAUUGGGACUAGGCCAGUGUUGAAUUGUCCUCCAUCUCCUCCUAAAGGGAGAGGUAGGGGGAGGAAGAGAGGUUAA
This is a messenger RNA of Linum trigynum, 342 nucleotides long. NCBI's taxonomy places the organism in Eukaryota, Viridiplantae, Streptophyta, Magnoliopsida, Malpighiales, Linaceae. The record is from the annotation of a GenBank genome assembly.